Pseudoliparis swirei is the source of this 3833-nucleotide messenger RNA. It is a transcript of the gene ttc39a, whose product is annotated as tetratricopeptide repeat domain 39A. The coding region runs from base 140 to 1996 and encodes 618 amino acids. Gene Ontology annotation, molecular function: protein binding. The record is from RefSeq and is a predicted model, not a curated record. The transcript has 21 exons. Lineage: Eukaryota; Metazoa; Chordata; Actinopteri; Perciformes; Liparidae.
CUGACUGUAGCCACACGUCACUUGUGAACUCUGCGAGGUUUGCUCCCCUUCUCCCCGUCUGUCCUGCAUCCAUGCCCGCCGUGUGAGCCCGCUCUGCCCGGUAAUAUUCUGCUCUUUCACCGGAUCUCAGAGCUGUGGAAUGAGUUUUAUUUCCAACUUGAGACGCACCUUGACGAAAAAGGACCACAAAACGGAUGCCAGCAAUGCAAAGGACAUCCUCGACGGCCCGGGGUCCCCAAACCAGUUGUCAGUCGUAAACAGUCCAGAAAUGGAUCCCAUCAUCACAGACUUCAGGUUACAGCUUUCGAAAAACAAAGGUGCUCCGCAAUCAACAAAUCCAUCAAAUGGGUGCUCGCGAUCAGACCUGUCGCUGGCUCUGGAGGACUGCAUGGUCGCCCUGGAUCUGUUCCUCAGAAACGAGUUUGAGCAGGCACAGGCUCGGCUUAAAUCCAGAACCAAAGACAGCAUGUAUCACGCUCUGACCUAUGCCACCAUCCUGGAGAUGCAGGCCAUGAUGACCUUUGACCCCCAACACAUCCUGACUGCGGGAAACACCAUGAAAGAGGCUCAGGCCGUCUGUCAGCGGUACCGCAAGAAGUCGAGCUUCUCCAAGAACUUCACAGAGGAGGAGCUUCAUGCUGAGGUUUGCUACGCUGAGUGUCUCCUGCAGAGGGCAGCACUCACCUUCCUUCAGGAUGAAACCAUGAUCAGUUUCAUCAAAGGGGGAAUCAAAGUCAGGAACAGCUACCAGACAUACAAAGAGCUUCACACGAUCCUCCAGUCUCCUGGAUACUCUCGGGGGGAAAACCACUGCCAUUUUGAGGGUGGUGUUAAACUGGGAGUCGGAGCCUUUAAUCUAAUGAUUUCCAUGUUGCCCAUGCGGACGCUCAAGCUGCUGGAGUUUGUCGGCUUCACUGGUAACAAGGAGUUCGGUCUUCAGCAGCUUGUGGAGGGCUCGGUAGGAAGCACAUUCCGGUCCUUUCUUUGCAACAUGCUGCUGCUCUGCUAUCACACCUUCAUGAGCUUCAUCCUCGGCACUGGAGAAGGAGACGUUGAAGAUGCAGAGAAACUGCUGCAACCAUAUCUCGAAAAAUAUCCCACGGGAUCCAUCUUCUUGUUCUUCGCUGGUCGAAUAGAAGAGAUCAAAGGCAACUUGGAUGCUGCUAUCAAGCGUUUUGAGGAGUGCUGCGAGGUCCAGCAGCAGUGGAAGCAGUUCCACCACAUGUGUUACUGGGAGCUGAUGUGGUGCUUCACAUACAAGAGGCACUGGAAGAUGGCCUACUUCUACGCUGACCUGCUGAGCAAGGAGAACACUUGGUCCAAGGCUACUUAUGCGUAUAUGAAAGCGGCAUACCUCAGUAUGCUGACUCCGGAUGACUGCCUCACCUUCGGGGAGACUGCGCUCACUCUGUUCAGGCAGGUCCCAGGGCUGAAGCAGAAGAUAGCGGGGAAAUCUUUACCAACUGAGAAGUUUGCUAUCAGGAAAGCCCGUCGCUACCUUGCAGAAAAUCCAAUUGCUCUUCCCGCUCCUCCACUGGAGAUGAUGUACAUAUGGAACGGCUACACAGUCAUUGGGAAACACAAAGACCUGACCGAAGACAUGCUGAAGACACUGGGCGAGGAACAAGUUAAACUGGACAGCACCCCAAGGUCUGAGUUCACCGUAGACGACCAGUGUCUGCUGAGCCUCUUGAAGGGACUGUGUCUCAAACACCUGGGGCGUCAAGAGGAAGCCGAGCAAUACUUUACCCUCGUGCUCUGCAAUGAGUCUCAGAUCAAGUACGACCACUACCUGGUUCCCAAUGCCCUGCUGGAGCAUGGCCUGCUGUGUCUGGAGCAAGGCAGGAAAGCUGAAGCUAUCAACCUCUUAGAAACCGCAAUGCAAAAUUACAAGCACUACUCGAUGGAAUCCCGGACACACUUCCGUAUUCAAGCUGCUCUGCACAAGGCCAAGGACGUGGGGGAGAAUGGCAUCCAUUCUCCCACCAGCCCUUAACAGACUGAGAAGGGCACACUAGAGCAGCUACUCUGACUAUAGUCCUACAAUGUUACACUCAGGCCAACCCAUGGGCGGGUGAUUUUUAUUUAUUUAUUAUCAGAGGGGUAGGGGAAGAUGGAUGCUUGUUUUCCUCAUGUGUGCUGCCCUUUUGGGGGACUGCAGCCCUGACUGAAUAAGACAGGUUUGAUACUCCCUUUCCCAGAGAUAUAUAUUAUGAUGAGAAAAGUGCCUAUAUUAAUGAAACAUUACUUAUAGCAGGCUUGUUUGUCUUGCACAGUGCCCUUGUUUGUCUUGCACAGUGCCCACCCGUAAGGGGCACACACGGGUAGGAAACAAACUUACCAUGUGUGUAGUUUAUCCUGCAUAUUGCCUCCACGACUACCCCUGGAUAAAACGUGCCCAGUUCAGGGUGGUGUCCCAAAUACCCCCCAAAUAAAUUACCGACACUAACUCCACCUGGCCAGCAGCACCUGGUUGGUACAAAGCUCUCCCACCUCUUUUAAUUUAAAUCAAAGAUUAUUGAUGAAAUGACUUGAGUAGUUGUGUUUGACAUCAGGUACAUAUCAUAUCAUAUCAUCAAAGUCACCACAGGGUCCAUGAGGACUAUGAGACUGUUUUGUAUUGUGGAACAUUUGAAAGGUUUAUUUAGAUAUUUGAUCAAAACCAGGAGGACCUAAAUUGAUUAACAUUAUUUAUAUGUUGGAUUCACUUUUACACAUACGAUGUGGUACCCUGUGUUUCUCAUAGCAAGUGAAAAUGUUAUUGUAUGUUUUACAUUUUUUCCUUUCCUUGAAACCUAUUGAAAUAUUGAAGACACACAUUUCGUCAUGUGGAAUGCUCUCUUUCCGUCUCCUUCUGAAGAAAUAAUGAAAUCUGCAAUCCUGUUAUAUGUAAUGGCUUUUGCACAGAGCUUUGUAAAUCAGCCAGCCAUGCAAACGCUCCAGAGUUAAAGCAUCAGAGUUGCAGUGAGAGAUGUUCUUUACAUUUAUAUACUGUAAAUGGCACAUUUUCCGCAAAUUGUCCCGUUUUAAGAGGACAGAAGAAUGUGUCCUUUAGAAAGCCAGACUCCCUCCUUUUCUCCUCCUGGCUUGUGGGACAGGCUCCAACAGUACUUGAGCUUGAACAAAAAGGCCAUUCAUGCCGAGCAGCGAAGGACUGCGUGCUUGUCCGCCUGUUGCAUCUUUUGUGAGUGAAGAAGCUCUGAACGGGAACCCCCAAAGUCUUCCUGUUUGUGGAUGUCCUCUGCUGCUCCUCUAUCUAUCUGCCAUGCUUGACUACAAACACCUAGCGACAUGGACAUCAUAAUUACGCUCAAAUAAUAAUCUGUAUAUGAACAAACAAUUGUCAUGAUUGAUGAUAAGACAGAAAGGGGUCACUUCUCAUCAUGUUGGUGGCAAGGUUAUUUGAAAGGCUGUGUUUCAGCAACAGUGUCCAAAACCUGGAAACUCAGAUGGUGUCUCAAGUGUUGGAAUAAGAGCACUGCUGAUUUAUUCAUGAUUAGAUCAAGGUUUAGGAUUCAAGACAAAAAGUCAGUUUGAUUUUUUUUAAUGGUGAAGGAAAUGUACUUUCAAUAUAGUUUUAUCAACUCUCCGAACUAUAUUGGGAACAAAUUAUAUUUAAAUGACUGCAAAUUGAUUCAAAUUAUUUUUCUUUAUUCUAUUUAGUUUUGUAGAUAUAGCUGAAAUAAACUAACCCAAUUUAGUGGCAUUGGGAUGUUUACGAUCAGUUUGUAUCGGGCAUGACAACUACUGAGAAGAAUAACAUUCUUGUACAUACUGAUAUUUCUAUUGUAAUUUAAGAUGACAUGAUAAGUAACUAAAAAACACAACCCAUU